Molecule: messenger RNA, 1089 nt
Organism: Acanthaster planci (crown-of-thorns starfish)
Lineage: Eukaryota; Metazoa; Echinodermata; Asteroidea; Valvatida; Acanthasteridae
Product: alpha-1B adrenergic receptor-like
Biological process (GO): G protein-coupled receptor signaling pathway
Cellular component (GO): membrane
Molecular function (GO): G protein-coupled receptor activity
Source: RefSeq, a predicted model, not a curated record
AUGGAGGAAGGAGUUGAUACCCAAACCGCCCCAAACUGGGGGAUGACCACCGAAAGCUCGGACAAUGUCACCGCGUUGUCCGUCUUCAAGGCUUGUGUAAUAGGCGUGAUCACCGUCUUUAUUCUCCUCGGCAACUCCAUGUGCUUGAUCGUCCUGCGCUAUACGCACGACGGAGUCAGCCCCGUCACCAAACUGUUCCUGAUAUCGCUUACCAUCAGCGAUCUGUUGGUCGGUGUGCUCGUCGGCAUUCCUGUCGUGGGGUCGACGGCCCUGCAGAGCUGGCCGUACGGGGACACCUACUGCACCGUGGUUGCCAUGUGCCACGCGCUGUACUUCAAUGCUGGUUUGUCUGUGCUUGCCAUCAACAUCGAGCGAUACAUCGCGGUCAUAUGGCCCCUUAGAUACCCACUCAUCGUCACCCUGGCUAGGGCGGCCAUUGCAGAGGUCUUCUUCAUCGUUCUGUUAAUGUUGUGGACCUUACUGUAUGUGCUGAAGCCAGACCGGUCGGCUUUCUAUUACAAUAACUUCAGCGUGUGUUUCAUCGAUGCUGACGUGGGCCAUGAUUUGACGGGCCAACUAGGUAUGACUCUUUUCAUUGCCUUGCCGAUGUUGAUCACUGUCAUUCUUCACCUCAGGCUUUUCCUGUUGGCCACUCACCAUGCCUCCAAAGUCAGUAACAUAACCCUGGGGGAUAUAAACACGACAUCCGGGCUGAGUGAACGCUCGGAGAGUGAUGCGGAACAGCCAGCCCAACCCUCUCCGCCAGCACCACGACGCGAGGGGCGCGCACGGGCCAACUCGGACCGCGUGAGCCCGGAGACCAAGGCGGCGCGGACCUUCUUCAUCAUGGCCGUGGUGGCGGCCGUCUCCUGGACACCGUACUACGUGACCAUAUCGUGGGAAAACUUCAGCAACGAAAAGGUCCCCGAUGCUGUAGCAUUUGUGGCUCAAAUCCUGCUGCUCCUAAACAGUCUCUGGAAUGUCAUCAUCUACUAUACAAGGAACGACGCCUUCAGGAAAACAGCCAAUAGACUACUUGGCUGCUGCUUUCGAGUUCGCUCUUCUAACGAACAAAACCUUGUAACUUGA